CUCCCGCCUGAGUACAUGCUCUUUCGAAGAAACCAUCAACUCCUACAACACCAGCAUCCAUAAACAAAAGGCACGACGUGUACCAAACAAUUGGAAAUACCUCUACUUCCUUAACAGCUCGGUUUGCCCUGAACAUCGAGUCCACUCAGCGUUCUUGCUCUUUGUAGCCUCCUCUACUACGACUACUUCAUCAUGGUAUUUGCCCGCCCUUUGUGCAGAUUCGCACGUCCUGCCUCAUCGGUGCUCGCUGCUCGCACAGCUCCACGAGUGACAUCUGGGGCAGCGGCAUUCCGAUGGCGUCAACCUACAGUCUACAGAACGCUAACAGCAACGGCUUCUCAACAGGGAAAAGUUCUCCUCGUCCUCUACGAUGGCGGCAUCCACGCGCAACAGCAACCCGAGCUUCUCGGAACGACGGAAAACGAGCUGGGAUUGAGGAAAUGGAUCGAGGAGCAGGGACACACGCUGGUGACGACGUCGGAUAAGGACGGCGAGAACUCAAAGUUUGACCAGGAGCUUGUGGAUGCGGAGGUCAUCAUCACCACUCCUUUCCACCCCGGCUACCUCACCGCCGAGCGCCUCGCCAAAGCCAAGAAGCUCAAACUCGCCGUCACCGCAGGCAUCGGCUCCGACCACGUCGACCUCGAUGCCGCCAACAAGACCAACGGCGGCAUCACCGUCGCCGAAGUGACCGGCUCCAAUGUCGUCUCCGUCGCCGAGCACGUCGUCAUGACCAUCCUCGCUCUCGUGCGCAACUUCGUGCCUGCCCACGAGCAGAUCGCCCGCGGAGACUGGAACGUCGCCGAGGUCGCCAAGAAUGAGUACGAUUUGGAGAACAAGGUCGUGGGAACCGUGGCUGUGGGACGCAUUGGCGAGCGUGUGCUGAGGAGACUCAAGCCAUUCGACUGCAAGGAGCUGCUGUACUUUGACUACCAGCCUCUGAGCCCGGAGAAGGAGAAGGAGAUUGGAUGCCGGAGGGUCGAGAACCUCGAGGAGAUGCUCGCACAGUGCGACGUCGUCACCAUCAACUGCCCGCUGCACGAGAAGACGCGGGGCCUGUUCAACAAGGACUUGAUCUCCAAGAUGAAGAAGGGCUCAUGGCUCGUCAACACGGCCCGCGGCGCCAUCGUCGUCAAGGAGGACGUGGCCGAGGCGCUCAAAUCGGGCCACCUCCGCGGCUACGGCGGCGACGUCUGGUUCCCGCAACCCGCGCCCAAGGACCACCCGCUGCGGUAUGCGCAGAACCCCUGGGGCGGAGGCAACGCCAUGGUGCCGCACAUGUCGGGCACGAGCAUCGAUGCGCAGAAGCGGUAUGCCGCCGGCACAAAGGCGAUUCUUGAGUCGUACUUUUCCGGCCGUGAGGACUACAGGCCCGAGGAUCUCAUCGUGCACAAGGGUGACUAUGCGACCAAGGCGUAUGGGCAGCGCGAGAAGAAGUAGUAGAUCAAUAUGGUGGGGUUCUCCUUUUGAUGAAGGGAAGUAGUGGGUUAGCGGAUUAGCCAUGAGCGAAUGGAUUCCAAAUGAAUAUCCA
Molecule: messenger RNA, 1531 nt
Organism: Westerdykella ornata
Lineage: Eukaryota; Fungi; Ascomycota; Dothideomycetes; Pleosporales; Sporormiaceae
Exons: 5
Coding region: 193-1440 (415 amino acids)
Cellular component (GO): cytosol
Molecular function (GO): NAD binding; oxidoreductase activity, acting on the CH-OH group of donors, NAD or NADP as acceptor; formate dehydrogenase (NAD+) activity
Source: RefSeq, a predicted model, not a curated record